AUGUAUAAUGAUCAAUUAGCUUGUUUGGGUACAAUCCAACAUUUGAAAUCAAAAUUUAGUCAAGGUUACACAAUUGAUAUUAAAGUUCGUUCAACACCUAAUGGUACAAGCAUGGCAACUAUUCAAAAUGUACAAUCAUUUUUAUUAUCACAAAGUCAAUUGCAUGUUGAAACUAGAGAAAUAGCACAUUCAACAGACUAA
Rotaria sp. Silwood2 is the source of this 201-nucleotide messenger RNA. The record is from the annotation of a GenBank genome assembly. NCBI's taxonomy places the organism in Eukaryota, Metazoa, Rotifera, Eurotatoria, Philodinida, Philodinidae.